Messenger RNA from Melampsora larici-populina 98AG31, 1363 nucleotides. RefSeq lists its product as uncharacterized. The record is from RefSeq and is a predicted model, not a curated record. NCBI's taxonomy places the organism in Eukaryota, Fungi, Basidiomycota, Pucciniomycetes, Pucciniales, Melampsoraceae. Bases 1 to 774 code for a protein of 257 amino acids. The transcript is spliced from 3 exons.
AUGAGAAGAUCAAGUCUAGAUUCCAUCAUUUCAUCCAUCGAAACCUCAAGUCCAAGUUCUCCAGAUCUCAAAUCACAAUUCUCAUCAAACCCAACACUCGAAACGAUCAAAGUACCAAACCAAACUACCUCAACAUCAACUCUACAUCAUUCAUCAAAUCCAAGCCACAAACGAUACUUAAAACUUUGGUCAACUUAUCAUUCUAAAGAACAAGAAGAAGAAGAAGUGGGUAAGAAAAGAAACAAGUUAUCUAAAUCGAAGGGUAGAUUCAAUUUACCUUUAUUUAGGAAACCUUGGAAGCGUUCUAGGUUUAUAAAAACGAGUUUCCAAAAACUUAGUACAACCCAUCAAUUCUUUCUACCUCAUGACCCAUCCACCCCACUUCAUCCCAACCAAGCUCCAACACCCACAUCCACCAAACUAAACUUAUCCAACAUGUAUCCUAUAAUUCCAGAAUCAGUAAGACCUACAAGUAGGACCAGUAGUUCACCAAGGAUUUCAUACGAUUCGACUUACACUACAAUCGAUUAUCCAGAUUCGAUUAGGAAUAGUACUGGAUCUGAACUUAGCUUUAGGUGUCGUGGACUGGUUUAUUCUGAUUCUAGUGAUGAAGAAGAAAUUUGGAAUGGAUGUGCUCAUCAGAAUCAGACUCUUGGGAUUAAAUCGGUACAGGAUUCUUGCGUUUGUCAGUGUAGUCUUAGGGUUGAUGAUUGGGUUAGGAUUGAGGAUGAAGAUUUGUUAGAUGCUUGUGCUCUUAAUGCUCAUCAGACGUGAUGUUGAAAUCUGGUAUCAGGAUUUAUUUGAUCGAUUAUCCUUGGAAGUACUUACGCAAAAACCGACUUCAUUCCACCUAACCUUAAAAAACCGCUAAAGAAAUUCAAAAAUCAUUCAAGAAUAUGUACUUUCGAAUUCAAUCAAACCCCCUCAAACCUAUCAACCAAACCACUUUCAAUAAUCAAAAAAAGAAAUCAAUCUCAUCUUUACUUUGCUUUAUAUGUGUACUUUCCUAUCUUUUUAAAAUGCUGGUCUUACCUUAUUCGUUUACCAAAAGAAAGAAACUUAAUUAUUUACUCAAAUCCUUCACCUUGAAGCUUUUUUUUUCGAGGUUUGAGCUUUGCUACUCUUGGUUUCUUAAGGAUCUCUUUUUAAUACUUACUGAUAUCUUUUUUAAUACUUGUUCUUUUUUUAAUACUUACUUGAUCUCUUUUUUAAUACUUACUUGAUCUCUUUUUUAAUACUUACUUGAUCUCUUUUUUAAUACUUACCUGUUCUUUUGUAUUAAUGUAAAUAUAGUUGUCAGACCUGAUGAAUGAAUCAAUGAAUGAAUGAAUGUGUAAAAGUCUUGCAGGGUUUGGUAUGGUUU